AUGGCUUCACGUAAUGUUAAUUCCUCGACCACAGUUGCUGAUGAUGUUAAUUCAUCAACAAUAGCUGUUGGUGAUGUUAAUUCAGUAAUAAAAAUAAGUGAUAAUAGUAAUUCAUUGAUCACGGCUAAUGAUGAUGAUAAUUUAUGGUGCGAUGUGAAUGUUAUGUAUGAGUCAAACUAUGUUUCAAUGACUUACGAACGAACGACAUAUGAUCCAACGACAAGUGAACAAGAUCAAAUCAAAGAAUAUAGCCCAUGUGAUAAAAACCGGCGAUUAACCGUUGGUUCUGAUAAAUACUGUGGUUUAUCGCUAAAAAUUGUCCGGUAUUUACGAUAUGAGAGAUCAACUAGUCCAUCUGCGUGUGAACUUGAAAAAGAAUUAGAUCAAGCAAAAGACAAAAUGCGUAAAUUGAAGGAAAAAAAAACAAGAGGACGAAUAAGACAAAGAAAAUAUUUUCCAUUAACAAUGACAUUAUGCAGUUAA
Messenger RNA from Rotaria sordida, 483 nucleotides. The record is from the annotation of a GenBank genome assembly. NCBI's taxonomy places the organism in Eukaryota, Metazoa, Rotifera, Eurotatoria, Philodinida, Philodinidae.